AUCAUCCUUCCAUUAAAGUUUUGCCUUUUACUGUACCAUAUACAUUUCCUAUAGCCUCUUGCAAAGCUAAAUUCAAUUAUUGAAGCCAAAGAAAAAGAGACAAGACCAAAGGCAGUGGCUGCCGUGGAAGAAAGACGAAAGGUUUCAUCGAUCUCUGUUGAACUUCAAACACUGAGGAAGAAGAGCCACAAAAUUCUUCCUUCUGCAGGGUGCAAGGUACUGCUUCAAUGGGAAAUUGCUGGGGUCCUCCACCUCACAACCCCACCCCAACAACUACCGGUAACCUUAGUAGUAGUACAGGUACAACGGGGACAUCUCAGGCGAUCAGCAGCAUCAGCUAUACUACUACUACGACUACUAAUUCCUCUGGAAGUGGGAGCAGCUCCAUAAAUAGCAAGUUCUCAGUGUCAAGCGGUGAUCAGCCUUAUCCAAAUGGACAGAUCUUACCUACCUCUAAUUUGAGGAUUUUCACUUUUGCCGAGUUGAAGGCUGCAACUAGGAAUUUCAAAGCUGAUACAGUGCUUGGGGAGGGAGGUUUUGGAAAAGUCUUCAAGGGUUGGCUUGAAGAAAAGGCCACUUCAAAGGGUGGAAGCGGAACAGUCAUUGCCGUCAAAAAACUCAACUCUGAAAGCUUACAAGGACUUGAGGAGUGGCAGUCCGAAGUAAAUUUUCUAGGACGUCUUUCUCAUACCAAUCUUGUUAAGCUGUUGGGAUACUGUUUGGAGGAAUCGGAGCUUCUUCUGGUCUAUGAAUUCAUGCAAAAGGGCAGUUUGGAAAAUCAUCUAUUUGGAAGGGGUUCUGCUGUUCAACCACUUCCUUGGGACAUCAGGCUUAAGAUAGCAAUUGGAGCAGCUCGUGGCCUCGCUUUCUUGCAUACAUCCGAGAAAGUAAUUUACAGAGACUUCAAGGCCUCAAAUAUAUUGCUUGAUGGAUCCUAUAAUGCAAAGAUAUCAGAUUUUGGCUUGGCAAAACUGGGUCCUUCAGCUAGUCAAUCCCAUGUGACAACAAGGGUGAUGGGCACAUACGGCUAUGCAGCUCCUGAAUAUGUAGCCACCGGGCAUCUAUAUGUAAAGAGUGAUGUAUACGGGUUUGGAGUUGUUUUGGUUGAAAUACUAACAGGCCAACGAGCACUUGAUACCAACCGUCCAAGUGGGCUACAUAGUCUAACAGAGUGGGUGAAACCAUACCUGCAUGACAGAAGAAAAUUGAAGGGCAUUAUGGAUCCUCGAUUGGAAGGAAAAUUUCCAUCCAAAGCUGCAUUUCGUAUAGCUCAGCUUUCUUUGAAAUGUCUUGCAUCUGAGCCCAAACAGCGGCCAUCAAUGAAGGAAGUUUUGGAGAAUUUGGAGCGCAUUCAAGCUGCCAAUGAGAAACCUGUGGAGCCUAAAUUCCGUUCUACUCAUGCCGCCAGCCGUCAAGGUCACCAGGCUGUGCACCAUCGUUCUCCACGUCAGGACGGUAGUUAUUAGUUAGUUUCUCUUAAGAAAACUAAUCCCGUUGGUUCGUUGUGUUAUUUGUCUCUCCGUUGAAGACUUUGCCUAUUGUUCAUUAUUUAUGUAUUUCUUGGACUCAGAUUUGUACGGGUAAGUCAUGUAUUAGUAUUGUAAAGUGUAAAUUAUUAUUUGUGUUCUGUUAAACAAAUAGUGAGGUCUCUAGUACAACAUUAUCAGGAAAGUGUUUGCAUUAAAUUUGACGAGUCUAUCUAGAUACAAUGUAACUGUUUACAUAUACAUAUGAACCUGUGAAAGAAAGAAACAAGAGUCCAGAAAAAAUGAUUAGUUACAUCAGUAGCUUCGGGUAUGCACAACUAGCCUGGUAACAUAUUCAUGAUUGUAACUGAGACUGGGAGUCUGAUUCUCUGUGUGCGCCUGUUGUGGGAAGUUUAUUUUUCUCGUGUACUGCAUAAGGGGCAAAUUGUUGGAGGUAAAAGUGCUGGGAAUAGAAGACUACAUGUGACAACUUCAAAUAUGGCGUUGUAUCCUUUCAACAAUAGAAUUUUGUGGUGGUGUGGGAAUGCAAGAGGUUUGACGAAUGAUUCCCAACUUGGCCAAAGAUUCAGGAUCAUUUAAUUCAUUACCAUUGUUAGUUCUUACGGUUUCAAAACAGUGAUGUGAAAAUUAUGUUUGAAUGAAUGCAACAAAAUUAUACAUUAGUUUUCU
Messenger RNA from Glycine soja, 2156 nucleotides. RefSeq names its product probable serine/threonine-protein kinase PIX13. The record is from RefSeq and is a predicted model, not a curated record. Bases 228 to 1466 code for a protein of 412 amino acids. Lineage: Eukaryota; Viridiplantae; Streptophyta; Magnoliopsida; Fabales; Fabaceae. Gene Ontology annotation, biological process: protein phosphorylation. Gene Ontology annotation, molecular function: ATP binding; protein kinase activity. The transcript is spliced from 6 exons.